Messenger RNA from Parathielavia appendiculata, 677 nucleotides. RefSeq lists its product as uncharacterized. The transcript has a single exon. The coding region runs from base 177 to 479 and encodes 100 amino acids. The record is from RefSeq and is a predicted model, not a curated record. NCBI's taxonomy places the organism in Eukaryota, Fungi, Ascomycota, Sordariomycetes, Sordariales, Chaetomiaceae.
ACCGUCUCGUACAGCCAAGUCCCGCGUCCGUCUCCCGUCCGUUAUCACCAGAGAUACCAGGAUCCAUAGAUUCAUUGGCUCGAAGCCAGGCUCGGAGGGCAUGGAGUUUCCGGCUAGAUUUCCUUCCUGGUCACCCAACAUAUUCCGAUUUAAUGAUAUUGGUGUAUUCAAUCUUCAUGCGCAAUGGCCGCCUGGCCCUGAAUGUUUGUUGCUGUUACUCUCCUUUUUUGGCGGGCCAGAGUCAAACAGGACGUGACAAUGAUCUGCAAAAAAGGGGUGCUUUUGGCUCAUUGAGAAUCUGUCAUCAAACAUGCCAUCACUUACCACUCUCCAGCUGCUUCAAUCCACGUCAGACCGUUAGAAGUCGGGGCUGUUUGAUGGUGGGUGGAGUUAGAAGCAGCCAUCAAGAGGAUUCGAGCGAGAGGGAACAAGGGCCACAAGGCUCUCAGCUGGACAAUGACAGUAGGCUUGGCUCAUGACCUUGUUACGGAUUUUCUUCUUCUGCACGUUUCCUCCUCAAUCCAAUCAUCUGAAACCCAUCAAAGGCAUCAACACCAGUCCCUUUCAACAGAGCAACCACGCCGACUAUCAGUUAUUCACCACCACACAGCGACCCAACUGCUUGUUGAGUCGAGGGUGCUUCGAAGUCCGCUGCGCCGUCCUAGCAAAUGGAAGAU